AAAACUAAAAGAGACAUAAUAGUCCAAUAAAACAACGCAAAUUUCUCGCUCUUUGCUCGUCUUCUCCUUUUCCUUGGUGUUUUUAGAUAAGUUGGGUAAUUCUGGAAUUUGAAGAACCGGGGUAUAAACGCGAAGAUUAUGUUUUUAACUCGGGGAACAAAAACCCAGUAAAGGCAGCGAGUCAACUCGUUGGUCGUUGAUGACGACGACGAGGAUGGAUUUCGGGGGACCGGGUUCAAGCCAAGCCCGAGUAGUGGGAAACUAUAUUCUGGGUCCGAGAAUCGGGUCCGGUUCGUUCGCGGUGGUUUGGAGGUCACGGCAUAGGCAACAUGGAUUGGAAGUAGCAGUUAAAGAGAUUGAUAAGAAGCUCCUGAGCUCUAAAAUCAGUGAAAAUCUGCUGAAGGAAAUUUCCAUUCUCAGUACUAUUAAUCACCCCAAUAUCAUCCAAUUUUUUGAAGCCAUCGAGACUGAAGAUAGGAUAUUUCUAGUGUUGGAGUAUUGUGAUGGAGGGGAUCUCGCAGCUUAUAUUAAUCGACAUGGGAAAGUGUCGGAGGAAAUUGCCAGACAUUUUAUGAGACAAUUGGCUGCAGGAUUGCAAGUUCUUCAAGAAAAACACCUUAUACAUAGAGAUUUAAAGCCACAGAACUUACUAUUGUCAACUAAAGGAUCAACUCCGCAAUUGAAGAUAGGAGAUUUUGGUUUUGCAAGAUCCUUGACACCUGAAGACUUGGCUGCUACACUAUGCGGUUCACCAUUGUACAUGGCACCAGAGAUUUUUCAGGAUAAGAAGUAUGAUGCAAAGGCUGAUUUGUGGAGUGUCGGUGCAAUCUUAUUUCAACUGGUUACUGGGAAACCACCAUUUAAGGGAAAUAAUCAAUUACAGCUGUUCCAGAAUAUAUUGAGAUCCACUGAACUGCAGUUUCCUGAAGGUGCCCUACAAGAAUUACAUCCCGAUUGUGUUGGUCUUUGCAGAAGCCUUUUACGUCAUAAUCCAGUUCAGCGACUUACAUUCAGGGAAUUUUUCAAUCACAAGUUCCUUGGGGAGGCCAGCAAAAGGGUGGGUGUUGAGCUGGACACUUCACUUCUGCAAUCAGAAUCAAUGGUUGGGCAGUUCGAUUCUUCUGUGGAGAAAUCUCCCUUACCAUCUGGCGAUCUCAUGGAAGCAUCUAGCAGAAAUAAAAAUUCAGCUAGUUCAUCUGGAUGUGAUACUGCAUCACAUAAAAAGGAGUCCGGUGAUUCAUCCGGUGUCAAAGGUGCCCAUGGGGCAGUGCCUCUUGCAUGUGAUAACAAGAAAUAUGUUCACAAACAAUGUUCAUCGGAUCAUCUCAUAGCUGACUCAAUGGAGUCUAUUGAGAAAGAAUAUGUUCUAGUCAAUCCUCAUUCCACAUCGAUGGAGACUCUCUCUGAUUACCUUGAGACAUCCCUGCAAGAUUAUACAACUUUGAAGUGCCCAGCAAAGAAGAGUGACCAGGUAUCAGAAGUUACUCGAGAAACAAAGGAGACUGCAGGUUCUGCAAAUACUCAAGUUCUGGGAUCCGAUCCACAAAUAUCAUCGUCUGAAUCAGCUAUAUUAAGGGAAGUACAGAGACUUAACAUGAUACCUCCCUCAACUAGACUGCAGUUAUUGCAUCAGUAUGUACAGGCUAUUGCGGAACUAGCUCAAGAGAAGUACAAUGCAGGACUAUUUCUGGAAUCAUUUUCGAUUGAACUUGUUGUCCUGGCUUUAUGGAAGAAAGCUCUUCAGAUCUGUGGCUCUUGGAUAGCCUCUGCUCCAGAGAAUGAAUCCCACGGAAGCAGUUCAGCCAAUCAAACUACUACCAAUGUCAGGGGUAACGCAGACUUGGGCUUGGCUCUAAAUUCAGAAUAUGGCGUAGAUUCAAACAGACCUUCAUCUGCUUGCAUCUUUGUGGAGCAAGGCUUUAUUGCUGCAUGUGAUCGUACCGAGAAGUUAUCAUGUCAUCUUAAAGAUCUGGAUGCUACCGCAAAGAUGCCUGAUGCCAUGGAAAUAAUUUAUCAAACAGCACUCACUAUCGGGACAAACGGUGCCGUAGAUGAGUAUAUGCAAAACAAAGGCAGUGCGACAGCAUCGUACUCGAAAGCAAUGCUUUUACUUUCAUUCAUAGUGGGAGAGGCGGCGAGUCUUCCAUUGAACCCGCCCUUUUCAUUGACUCCUGCCAAUAAGAAGCGAAUUCAGACCUACAUUAACAAUUUGCAGACUCAUCAGUUUCAGUUUCUAACAUCAGCACCUUUCCCUAAGCUGUCUGCAGACGUCCACACCAAUUGAAGAGACUGUAAAAAUAUUUUCAAAAACUUAGGCAAGUUUAAAACUGUUUUCUCGGAAAGUAAACUCCGAGUGAUGUCAUUCUAUGAAUAGAAUUGAACAUGAUAUAUCCGUUGUAUAGGAAAAAACAUAUUAACAAAUGCUUGCAGCCUGGAGCAAAAUGAUCUGACAUUACAAAGGAGCUUAUGUAAAUAAUAUUCUUUCUCUUGAUAUUCUGUACAUUGGAAUUGAAAUGUAACAUGUACAGUAAUGUUUAAUAUACAUGGACAGUAUUCUUUCAAUCAUUGUUGGAGAUGUUUAAAAGCAUACUUGAUGGAUUUUGUCUAACCUGACUAUCGGAUAUUGACAAACGAAGAACCUGUCUC
This is a messenger RNA of Hibiscus syriacus, 2646 nucleotides long. RefSeq names its product serine/threonine-protein kinase ATG1a-like. The transcript is spliced from 13 exons. Gene Ontology annotation, molecular function: ATP binding; protein serine/threonine kinase activity. Gene Ontology annotation, biological process: protein autophosphorylation; autophagosome organization; autophagy. The coding region runs from base 200 to 2284 and encodes 694 amino acids. Gene Ontology annotation, cellular component: autophagosome; cytoplasm. The record is from RefSeq and is a predicted model, not a curated record. Lineage: Eukaryota; Viridiplantae; Streptophyta; Magnoliopsida; Malvales; Malvaceae.